AGAUGAAAUUAAUCAUCUUGGCUUUUAUCACUGUCAUCAAUGGCACGACUUGAAUUCUUGCUUUCUAUUGCCCUUCUUCUGCUUGUGCUUGGAAAUGUGCAAAGUCGGAGCUUAAGAUUAAUAAGCUCCAAGGAAUUGGUGUCAGGCACAACAAUAAUCGUCGAUCACCUUGAUUUCAACUCUUCUGUUCUAACAUCAAAAGGCCUGAAUUCCACAAGAGAUGAAUGUGUGCACCACUAUGGCUUCCUGCCAUGCGCCACCAAUAUUCCAGGUUUCGUCUUCCAGAUUGCAGUUCUUGAAUACUUGUUACUUGUGGGUGACAAGAUUUUAACAAAGGGUAGACAGCAAAUCUUCAGUAUUCUUGGCGUCGGUAUCUAUGGUGCUACUUUGUUUCGCAUCCUCGAAGUUCUGCCUACAAUUGUGCUAGUUCUUGCUUCUGGAGUUGCCCAGAACAAAAAGGCUGCACAAGCUAGAGUUGAAAAUGGAGUUGGUUCGCUAGCUGGAUCUACUAUUUUUUGGUUGACAUUACAGUGGGGAAUUUGUGUUCUUCUUGGAAGAACUAAAAUAACCAAGGAGUCCUCACUUCCUCAUCAGCAGAAAUCAUCAACUUCUGCAGGGUUUUUGCUGGUUAAACAGCGAUUAUCAAUAUUAAAGGAAGACUGUGUAGAGACCGACAGGAAGACAAGUCUUACAGCAGGGUUAAUGCUUCUUUCACUGAUUCCAUUUAUAAUGGUGGAAGUAGUUACUACCUUCAAAUCGCAUCCGUGGGGCCACAUAACUACAAUUACAGUUUCUGGGGCAGUACUUGUCUCAUACUUUAUCUUUCAGUCCCGUCAUCAAUGGAUUCAAGAAAGAAGCUUGGAGUUCUCCAGGAAUCAGCUUCUACUGGCUGGAUUUCUAAAUCAUUUACAGAAGUAUGCAAAAAAGAGGCUUGUUAACGACGAAGGAAAACUUGAUGUUUCUUGCAUCAAGAGGACAUUUCAUACUAUCGAUAAAAAUGAGGAUAAUUGCAUAUCAGAAGCUGAACUCAAAGAUUUCGUAACAAACAUGAAAUCUGGGGAUCUGCAACUUGAUGAAGAAUUUGCAAAUACAGAAUUGAUGAAGCAUUUCGACCAGGACAGUGAUUCUUUCAUUACAAUGGAUGAGUUUAUGGGUGGAUGUCAAAGGUUUAUCUCUGAAGCUAAGCAGAUGGUUGCUGAUAAGAAUGCCUGCUCAAGAAAAUAUUUACCAGAGUUGCAUAAAAUAGUUCAACCAUGGAUCGAGAAGAAAAAGAAUAAAUUAGCCGAGAUUGAGAAGCAACUGUCUGAAAUCUUAUGCACAAUCCAAGACCAACAACUUGAUUUCCUUCUCACCGAUGGAAAACCCGAUGAAGCUAAGAUACGAAGCCUCUUUGAGGAGUUUGACAAAGAUGGAAAUAGAAAAAUGUCAGUUGGUGAGCUAAAAGGAAUGAUUACUAGCAAAUUUGAAAGUGUAAAAUUGGAUCAUGAUGAUGUGGUCAUGAAAAUGAUGAAAGCUUUUGACAUAAAUAAGGAUGAUAUGCUUCAUGAGAAAGAAUUUUUGGAUGGAUUCAAGAAAAGGCUAUCCGAUAGUACCAACUCCAAAUUAAUUGAAAAAUACAGAGAGAAAAAGAAAAGAAGUAUAAGGAAGAAGUCAUUACAUGCUCUGAUUAAACCACUACUUAGAUUAGCUGUUGGAGUUGCAAUUGUGUCUUCCCUUGGAUUACCUCUGAUAAAUAACACUCAACUCUUAUCAGAACACAUGGGCAUACCUUCUUUCUUCAUUUCAUUUACAGUACUUCCUUUAGCUGCAAACUUUAGAACAACAAUGGCCACGGUAUUUCCUGCAAGUCAGAAGAAGGAAGAAGCAUCUUCAUUAACGUUUUCAGCGAUAUAUGGAGCCGUAUUCAUGAACAACAUCCUUGGCCUAUUGGGUUUUCUAGGACUCAUUUGGGCAAGAGGCUUCGUGUGGGAGUAUUCAGCUGAAGUCCUAGUAGUCCUCAUUGUUACUGCUAUAGUAGGUUUACUUGCCUUUUUGCGCACCACGUACCCACUCUGGACUUGCUUCCUAGCUUUUUCUCUCUAUCCUCUGUCUCUCGUGGUGUUUUAUGUAAUUCGUUAUCUUUGGGGCUGGGAAUAGGUCUAGCUAGCUAGAGUAAUAAUAAUAAUAAUAAUAAUAAUAAUAAUAAUAAUAAUAAUAAUAUUGAGAAGAGAAAUGUGUAGUGCUUAUGUAUAAUAUAAAGUUCAUCUUUUUAAAUCUUCUAAGUUGAUAUGCUUGUAAUUGUAUAUUAUUUUUACUCUUAUAAAAAAAAUAUUAUAAUGCUUUUA
Hevea brasiliensis (rubber tree) is the source of this 2324-nucleotide messenger RNA. Its product is annotated as sodium/calcium exchanger NCL2. Gene Ontology annotation, biological process: calcium ion transmembrane transport; intracellular calcium ion homeostasis. The coding region runs from base 40 to 2136 and encodes 698 amino acids. Lineage: Eukaryota; Viridiplantae; Streptophyta; Magnoliopsida; Malpighiales; Euphorbiaceae. Gene Ontology annotation, cellular component: membrane. The transcript has 9 exons. The record is from RefSeq and is a predicted model, not a curated record. Gene Ontology annotation, molecular function: calcium:proton antiporter activity; calcium ion binding.